AAAAGGCUUAAUGUCAACAGUUGUACAACAGAUUUUUAUUGUCUAAUUUGCCUUAUAAAGUUGAAAAUGACUAGAAUUAUUUACUGGCUGCUGAUUUUUGUCUUCAUUAAAUCUGGAACAUGUGUAUACAGAUAUUAUAUGGACACAAUGUGUGGACAUACUUUCAACUUUACGACACUGUCACAUGAAAUGAUGCGUUUGAAACUGACGCAAAGUGCAACGUACAGAGCUAACAUGAAUUGCGUACUAACACUUACUGCAGGGCUGGCCCAACAUUUUACAGUUACAGUUGAAAGUAUGGUCACGCAUGAUUGUCGAGACAAUCUAAAAAUCAUGGAUGGAGAUUUGACUUCGGCUUUAAUUCCAGGUGCAUUGCUAUGUAAUGGAGCUGUGGCAGGAACCAUUUUCAGAUCAUUUGGCAGUAAACUGUCCCUUAAAUUUGUUAGUGUCUACAGCAUCAAUUCAUUUGCUGGCUUUAGCUUACACAUCGAGGCUUUUUUAGGAGAACCAGAUGCUACAGGCUAUAUGGAGUACUCUUGUGGACAAACAAUUGACUUCGACACUCUAAACCUGAAUUCCUUUCAUUUACGCCUGACACCCAAUGCAGCGAAUAACCAUAGUCUGAACUGUUCCUUGCUCUUCACUACAAAGCCUUCAGACAACUUUGACAUCCAUGUCACAAAUACUGACAUUGAAAACUGUACUCACUGUUCUUGUGACUGGUUAGACAUACGAGAUGGAAACUCCAGAUUGUCUCCUUACGUAGCUGGUAUUGACGGCAAAGUAUGUGGAAAUCGGUCAGAUCUGACCUCAGUUUAUAGGACGAAUGGGAACUCUUUGUACUUGCUGUUUAUCAGUGACCCCGAUGGUGGAAGGACUGGUUUUGAUAUUACUAUAAUAAGCAAUGCCACCGGUGCAAAUGUAUUAGAAUCUACGACGUCUACUGUUAUUCCAACAACGAAACCGUACGUUGCUACAAGCGCCGCACCUUUGCAUAAGGUACAAGAGACAAUAUCGGUAAACUGCAAUGAAAAUACUUGGAUAAUCGGAGUCAAUAUGGACCGACUGAGGAAAAUCUACCCGGAUGCCAAAGCCUCUGACAUAUACCUUGGAGAGAAUCGCUGUACGGGGAUCGAACUUGCCGGAGUGCUGCUAUUCCAGCAGAGUCUUGAAGAGUGUCUUUCAGGGAGUAGCUCACACAACGGAGUGAACACGUUCACCAAUGAACUAAUUUAUGCAGAACAUGAUCCGCAACAUUCGUUCAUUAUCCGCCAUUACAAGUGGACAAUUGGCGUACAAUGCGACUUGCUGCCCAACCGCACUGUCUCGGGUUCAUUCUAUAACCAGUUGACAACGCCACAGAGCAUCUCAACCUCGCAACAUCAAGUAAACGUCUCUUUCUUUCUGGAUCCAAACUUUACGAAGGCAAUAUCAGGCAACCCCCUCAGGGCCGCAACAGGAACGAAUAUCUAUGUAAAAGUUUUCACAACUACUGCCAACUGGAAUACUGUAAUGAAAGUCCAGUCUUGUUACACGAUGCCAUCACCAAAUGCAACAGCAGAUAUGAAAUUCAGCCUAAUCAAGAAUGGAUGUGAGAUGGACACAAAUACACACAUCAUCUCCCAGUCAACACAUGAAACCCGUUUUGUGUUCGAGGAUUUUGAGUACGCAAAUAGUCAUGACGGUUUAUACUUAUACUGUGACGCAAUGUUUUGCGCCUCGUCUGAUUGGUCGACCAGUUGUCGUCAGACAUGCGCACCCGUCGUCAGAAGAAGUAUCAAGUGGGAAGGAACGGACUCUUAAAUUCAAUUGUCAAAAAUGAACUGCAGAAUAAAAUCUGAGUUA
Messenger RNA from Mercenaria mercenaria, 1845 nucleotides. Its product is annotated as deleted in malignant brain tumors 1 protein-like. NCBI's taxonomy places the organism in Eukaryota, Metazoa, Mollusca, Bivalvia, Venerida, Veneridae. The record is from RefSeq and is a predicted model, not a curated record. Gene Ontology annotation, cellular component: cell surface. Bases 67 to 1803 code for a protein of 578 amino acids. The transcript has 12 exons.